GUUAGUUUAUCGUAGUAUAAUUUAUAUAUUCAUGUGGAAUCAUGCCUUGUAGCGAGUAUUAUUCGCAAUAAAGGUAUGAAUUUAUACUUUAAUCUCUAUUUGCUUAUUUUCCCGAAUAUUAUUGUUCUUUAUCAUUUGACAGCGUCAAAAUAUUCUAUUUAUUGUGUUAUUUUACAUGAUAGAGCAAAUCAUCCAUUUAGUAACUCCAUAAGUUAUUCAUUUGUAAACUCUCUUCCUGUAUAUUGCUCGAAUUACACUCGUAUCAUUCAUGACUCUGCUAAAUGUGAUGACCAAUUUUUAGAAUUAGAUUUAUCAAUAGAUAACAAAGGUUUGUUGGUAUUAUGACGCCAGUGAUAUAAAUGUGUAUAGAGUCUUUGGAAAAUGUCUUGAAUAUUGAGAGCAAAUUUCACAAGAUAGGUAAUGGUAUUGCUCAUGAUCCAUCUAAUUCUACAAAGGAGAGACUUAAAUGGGCAAACUUUGAAGUGAGAAGGUUCACCUACAAGUUAGGAACGGUGAAUAAGCAAUUAAGAAAGGCCAAGGCUAAAUGGAAUAUGAUGUACAAUAGCUUUUCUGUGGAUAAGACUGUAUUAUUAGAAGUAUCAAAAAAUAAAAGAGAUUUAUGUAAAAAGUUGGAAAUAUUUCGUAGAUUAAGGAGGAAUCUUCUCAGGUAUAUUAAGGGUUUGAAAUGUGAAUCGGAUCCCAAAAUUCCCUUCAUUCCACCGAAGUAUCGUAGCGCCAAAGUUCCCGCUUAUCUUUAUUCUGAGGGGGUGGUUGGAAUCCCAAAGAAGGCAUAUAGAAAAAAACCAAAGGAUACUUCAACCGUAAAGUCUAUAGAAAAGGCAAAUACCAUAGAUAAAAAUGAUCCAAAGAGCAUUGAAAAGGAGGUAAUGAGAAUCAUAGCCGAUGCAAAAGGUCAAGCAGUCUACAAAAACAAGUUGGUAGAUAAAUCUAUUGUAAAAUAUAGAGGCUUAUGA
Molecule: messenger RNA, 974 nt
Organism: Theileria equi strain WA
Lineage: Eukaryota; Apicomplexa; Aconoidasida; Piroplasmida; Theileriidae
Exons: 3
Coding region: 360-974 (204 amino acids)
Source: RefSeq, a predicted model, not a curated record